AUGGCCCUAGGUAAAGUACGAAAUGAGAUAUUAUCUAAUUACAGUUUUAUGAAGGAGAACACGUUUGUAACUAAGGGUAAACACUUGAAUCUGCUUCUUCAUGUUGAUUUAGCUGCUUGGGUGUAUUCGCCAGAUAACAUAAGUAUGAUUGAUUGUGUCAGUGGAGCCAUCAUACCAUGUCAGCUGCCUAUUGAGAUUGAUCAAUCUGGGUGGUGGAGUAUUAUUGGGUCUGAAUAUGGGAUGCUAUGUCUGAGAUACAGUAUCAAUAGUUUUAAUUCUGAGGUGUUGGUUUGGAAUCCCCUUCUGAAAAGUCUUUGGUGCUUGGAAGAUCCUGUUAACAAACUAUGCCGUCAAGCUAUGAUCGGAUAUGCAUUUGGUUUCACUCCUAGAACUGAUAAGUAUUUCAUUGUACAUGUAUCAAAGAGGAAUAUCAGAGAUCGAUUUCUUCACUGUAAUGUAUAUGACUCGGCUUAUGGGGAAUGGAGACAUGGUUAUAUUAAGGAUCAAAGGCUGAAGAAUCUGGGUGGAAGUUCUGUCGUACACAGAGGCAAGGCUUUCUGGAAUAAUUGGGUGGGAAGGCAAUCCAGUAUUGCCAGUGAUACAGUUAUCUUUGACGUGGUGACAUUCAAAAUCCAAAAAAUUAAGAUAAUUGAUUCUCCAAACCAGGCUCAAAAGCCAUAUUUUCAAUCUGUCACUGUUUUUCAAGAUACUUUGUGUUUAAUGGGUUAUGAAACAUCCAAUAUGGGAUGGCACACUAUGUUAUCUAAGGUUGACAUUGAAACCUUCAAUAUUGUUCGUUGGAGAAAGUUUAUGGAGAAUAGGCAAAGGAAAAUUCAUUGCAACCCCAGUUUUAUUAUUGGUGAAAAUCUAAUCAGAGUUCACGAAAGGAUUAAAAGUUCAAAGAGGACAAAUUUACCUCUUUCAACAGAGGUCUCAGUAUCCAAAGUCAAUAUGAUUACUUACAAAAGAAAUAUCAUUUACUAUAGUUCAUGGCCCUAUGAGAUGUGUCUCAAGUAUGCUUCAAUUGUAUCCCAAAGGUUGAUUAUUUUCUGA
Arachis ipaensis is the source of this 1053-nucleotide messenger RNA. RefSeq lists its product as uncharacterized. NCBI's taxonomy places the organism in Eukaryota, Viridiplantae, Streptophyta, Magnoliopsida, Fabales, Fabaceae. The record is from RefSeq and is a predicted model, not a curated record.